AGUGACGUCAUAUGACCAAAUGACGCGCCUCGCUGAGGUCGGGGUUGAUCGAUCUGUCCCGAGUUCACAUGUUGGAUGUCCGAAUUCUAGAGGCGUUCCAGGCGUUAUUCCCAAGUAGGAUAUGGGAAACAUCCAAAUUCCCAGUUGUCUGCAGCAUUAGCUGCAUCGCUCUACCUACGUCAUCGUCACGUCUCGGGUGUUGCGUGGAGAAGUGGGCUAGCUUUAGCAGCGUUAGCUGUAUAACGGUGAUGGCGGAGAGUGAGGAUUUCUAAAACGUCAACGGAGAUCGACAUUCAUGAGAGGCGUUUAUUAAUAGUGAGCUCUGUGUCAUGUCUGUGAAGAGCCCCUCAGACCUGCUCAAUGAAAACACCUACAUCCCACCUUCACUGACCCUUGACCUCUGCUUAUCCUAUGAAAGAAAGCUGGGCCUGAAAGAUACUCCUGGUUCAUCCUCUUUCUCUCCAAAGAGUCGACACAACUACGCCAGCACAACCUCCAUCCAGCUCCUCAAAGGCAUUAUGGGAGGACUAGAGAACGAUGAUGCGUCCCUCCAGCACCAGGAAGAUGAAUGGAGCAGAAAUCAGGAAAAUGAACACAGUCUUCCAGUCUCUGAGAGCAACACCAAGUGGAUGAAGGAAGAUCAGAACCAAAUAUGCAAGUUAGCAGAGCAGCAGCAGCAAGACCAGAAUCUCAACCUGGUGGAAAACAAGAACGAAUCCACAGACAGAAACCCAAACCAGAACUCACAGCGGCGAAAUGAAGAGAAGAACAAGACCCUGAAAGCGCUGUGCUCUGACCUGCAGGACUGGGCAACCGAUGAACCUCUUCUCAUCUACUCUUCUGCCGCCAUGAUGGAGAACAAUCAGGAAAACCAGCAGAAGACAAGAGACAAGGAAGCGGAAAGAGAGGAAGAGGAGAGCUUGAAUCCGUGUGUGUGCGCGAACACAGACGCUGAGGUGCAGAGGAGAGCUGGCGAGGGCGGCAGGAACGCUCUGCUGUCGGGCAGGACCGGCGUGACCAGUGACGAGGACUCCAGCUGCAUGUCUCUGUCCCAGGGCAGCACUGCGAGCAGCACCCCCGACGGAGAGCCAGAGUCCUAUUGGGACGGCAGUGCGUUUGAGACGGACACGGACCUGCCCGCUGGCUGGAUGCGAGUGCAGGACACCUCGGGCACCUACUACUGGCACAUUCCCACAGGCACCACACAGUGGGAGCCGCCCGGGCCCCUGGAGGAGCGUCCCGCCAGCGCCUCGCCCGCGCUCUCGCCCGCUGACCAGCCACAGAUUACAUGGAGCGCUGUUUCACAACCAAACACGUUCAGUGUUGAAGAACUCUGGCAGAAGGAGGAUAUAGCUUCUGAUGAAAGUCUGAAGGAGUUUGAGGGAGCGACUCUACGCUACGCCUCCAUCAAUCUCAGUUUUUCUCAGUCUGAGGAAGAAGAGGAACUGUCUUAUGUCAGCAGUGCCGAGGGGGCGAAGUGUUUUGCGGUGCGAUCUCUGGGCUGGGUGGAGAUAUCAGAGGAGGAAAUGGCUCCUGGCAGGAGUAGUGUUGCCGUUAAUAACUGCAUCCGACAGCUGUCCUACCAGAAACACAAUCUCGACGACACGGCUGGCAUCUGGGGCGAGGGGAAGGAAAUGCUGCUGGUGCUGGAGAACGAGACACUGAAUCUGGUUGAGCCUCAUGGACGAACACUGCUCCAUUCUCAGCCCAUCGUCAGCAUCCGUGUGUGGGGAGUGGGACGCGAUGAUGGCCGGGACUUUGCGUAUGUGGCUCGAGACAAGUUGACUCAUGUGCUAAAGUGUCAUGUAUUUCGGUGUGACACCCCUGCAAAAAACAUCGCCACAAGCAUGCAUGACAUCUGCUCUAAGAUCAUGGCCCAGAGGAAGUCUUCCGGCAGACUAAACACUGAUCCCUCCAGACUUAGGGACAUCCCUUUCCAGGAGUUCCCAGCUCCCAAGAAUGAGCUGGCCCAGCACUUCCAGGUUUGGUAUUUGGGUCGUGUGCCGGUGACAAAGCCAGUUGGCAUGGAGGUUAUUAAUGUAGCGCUGGAGACGGCCCUCAACAACAAAGACAAGGAGGAUUGGACAGCGGUGAACGUGAACGUGGCGUCUGCUACACUCACCAUUAUAACUUCUGAGUCCGAGGAAGUUCUUUCCGAGUGUCGUGUGCGUUUCCUGUCGUUCAUGGGAGUCGGGAAGGAUGUGCACACGUUUGCAUUCAUCAUGGCAGAGGGACCUGGAGACUUCAUCUGUCACAUGUUCUGGUGUGAUCCUAACGCAGCCAGUCUAAGUGAGGCCGUACAGGCUGCCUGCAUGCUGAGGUAUCAGAAGUGUUUGGACGCUCGGCCCCCCAGCACUGGCUCCUGUCUGCCCGGUCCUCCCGCCGACUCCGUGGCCCGCCGGGUCGGCUCCAGCGUGAAGAAGGGUGUGCAGAGUCUGCUGGGUAGCUUCAAGAGAUCUGGGUCUCAGACGCCCUGAGAACAGCAGCG
Messenger RNA from Rhinichthys klamathensis goyatoka, 2488 nucleotides. RefSeq names its product amyloid beta (A4) precursor protein-binding, family B, member 1 (Fe65) (gene apbb1). NCBI's taxonomy places the organism in Eukaryota, Metazoa, Chordata, Actinopteri, Cypriniformes, Leuciscidae. The transcript has 14 exons. Gene Ontology annotation, biological process: regulation of DNA-templated transcription. The coding region runs from base 330 to 2477 and encodes 715 amino acids. Gene Ontology annotation, molecular function: transcription factor binding; amyloid-beta binding. Gene Ontology annotation, cellular component: cytoplasm; nucleus. The record is from RefSeq and is a predicted model, not a curated record.